UUGGAGGUUAAAGGCUGUCCUUGCUCAGAUGGUUGGUGCACUUUCCCCUUCUCCUCCCCUUCCAUCCCGGUCAUGUACCGCUGACUAUGGUGGAGCUCUUGCACCGACUCUGUGGUGUCACUGCGCUGGGAGCCGCUGCUCGGAGACUCGGCUCAUUGUGUUUUUACUCUAGAGGUGCCAUUAGGCAACCUGAGACCCUUCUCAAGGCAGGGAUGAAGGUUGAACUGUUGCCAGCACUGCAGGAUAACUAUAUGUAUCUCCUCAUUGAUAAGGAUUCCGGAGAGGCCGCGAUAGUCGACCCUGUGGAGCCACAGAAGGUGGUCGCUGCAGUUAAAAAGCACGGUGUAAAGCUGACCACUAUCCUCACCACACACCAUCACUGGGACCACGCUGGGGGAAAUGAGGAUUUGGUGAAGAAAGUGCCUGGCCUCAAGGUCUAUGGUGGCGACGAUCGCAUUGGAGCUCUCACCUGCAAGGUCACACACAAGAAGAAGUUCCAGGUUGGCUCGUUGAAUGUGGAGUGCCUGUUUACUCCUUGUCACACAACAGGACAUAUCUGCUACUUUGUGACAAAAGAUAAUAGUACCGAGGCCCCCGCUGUGUUCACUGGUGACACACUCUUUGUUGCUGGUUGUGGUAAGUUCUUUGAAGGGUCGGGCGAGGAGAUGUAUCGAGCCCUGAUCGACAUCCUCGGCAGCCUGCCACAUGAAACCAGGGUGUACUGCGGCCACGAGUAUACAAUCAACAACCUUAAAUUUGCACGACAUGUUGAACCAAAGAAUGCAAUGAUCAAACAAAAGCUAGCUUGGGCUAAGGAACACUACAAUCUUGGAAAUCCUACCAUCCCAUCCACCAUUGGAGAGGAGUUCAGUUAUAACCCUUUCAUGAGAGUCAGGGAAAAAAGUGUGCAGGACCAUGCUGGGAAGAAGGAUGCAAUUUCCACAAUGGAUGCAAUCAGGAAAGAAAAAGACCGUUUUAAAGCCCCGGUGGAUUAAUUGAAAGAAGCCAAGCGAUUUAAGUGACUUUAUACCUGAGCAAAAAGUCCCAGUCACUUCCCACUGACACCUGUCUGCCCUGUUUUACCGAAGCAUGGAAAGCAAAUGUUACAUCAUAAAUGAAUUGCCAGGGAUUGAAAGAACACAUCUCUGCCGAUGACCGCACAGCGUCGCAAUCUGAAAGUAGCCGCGGUCUCCCGGGCUCUCUGGACAAAGAUUAUGGAGCAAAGGAUCACUAAAUGUGUAAAUAAAUGAAAUCAGAUUCUUUCUAUAGCCGCAUGCAGUCACUUUAUUUUAGAAACAUAAUUCUAUUCCUGCUAUGUUCUGGGCACUGAAGCCCGUUUGCACAGUGGCGCAGCAUGUAGAGCUGCUGCCUCACAGUCCCGGGUUCGAUCCUGACUUCAGGUGCCGUGCUGUCUGUGUGGAGUUUGCACGCCCUCCCUGUGACCGCGCGUGUUUCCUCCGGGUGCUCCGGUUUCCUCCCACGACCCCAAGACGCGCGGGCUUGCAGGCUAAUCGGCCACUGUAAUUUGUCCCCAGUGUGAAGGGAGUGGAUGAAAAAGUGGGAUAGCAUAGAACUAGUGUGAGCGGGUUGAAUGGUUGACGGGUUCGAUGGUCAGCAUGGACCCGGGGGGGCUGAAGGCUCUGUUUCCAGGUGCUGUAUCUUUCAAUCCCUUCGAUCAAUUUGAAGUAGCUUCAAGCUUCUGAUUUACAAAAUCCUAAAUACAAAAAUAUAUUUGUAUCCUACUGGUCCCAAUGCGAGUGUGAAAAAGAGUGAAUAGUAAAAGUAAAAAAUUAGAUGAUUUUGAAUUAAAUGUAAUCAUAUUGAAUUUUCGCAAUUAAUUUUUGCGAUUCAUUUAAUAUCAGUUAAGAAUGUCGCUGUGGGAAGGAACAAAAACUGAUGUCAUUAAAUAAAAUCCAGAGUGAGUUUGAAUGUGA
Amblyraja radiata (thorny skate) is the source of this 1934-nucleotide messenger RNA. RefSeq names its product hydroxyacylglutathione hydrolase (gene hagh). Gene Ontology annotation, cellular component: mitochondrion. Gene Ontology annotation, biological process: glutathione metabolic process. The record is from RefSeq and is a predicted model, not a curated record. Bases 87 to 995 code for a protein of 302 amino acids. The transcript has 10 exons. Gene Ontology annotation, molecular function: hydroxyacylglutathione hydrolase activity. NCBI's taxonomy places the organism in Eukaryota, Metazoa, Chordata, Chondrichthyes, Rajiformes, Rajidae.